Patiria miniata (bat star) is the source of this 1413-nucleotide messenger RNA. It is a transcript of the gene oard1, whose product is annotated as ADP-ribose glycohydrolase OARD1-like. The record is from RefSeq and is a predicted model, not a curated record. Bases 10 to 825 code for a protein of 271 amino acids. Gene Ontology annotation, biological process: peptidyl-glutamate ADP-deribosylation. Lineage: Eukaryota; Metazoa; Echinodermata; Asteroidea; Valvatida; Asterinidae. The transcript has 5 exons.
AUUUCUGACAUGACAGACGGUGUGCAGCGUGGGCUUGUUUUCUAUUCCACAAUCCUGUUUUGCCCGCCAGCGAAAAGGACAUGUCAUCGCUUUCUGAAUGCUGAUUACUUGUGUGAAUGUGAUAGUUCACUGCAAGGAAAAGUGAUGUCCAUGUACAGAAUUCUUCCUCAAAAACCACCAACUGUCCGCAAUGGUUUUAUCUACAUAGAUAUGGACCGCUAUGUCACAGUGACCAAACGAUCUAAAGGAACGAGUAAAUCAAAAGAUUCAGCAGAGGGGAGACAAGAUGCUGUGAAGAAGGUGAGACGAGAUGGAAAUAAAGAUGAUGAGGAUGACAACGGAGAAGGAGAAGAGGUUGGGGAAAGAAGUGAUGGAGAAGGUGCAUCGGGAACAAAGGGUUUUGAGAUGAAGGAGACGAGAGGAGAUUUGUUCGGAUGCUCCGAUGAGGAGUGUCUCGCUCACUGCAUCAGUGAAGAUGUCAGGAUGGGCAAGGGCAUUGCCAAAAUCUUCAAGGAGAAAUACGGAGGAGUUAAGGAACUCAUGAACCAGGGUGUAAAGCCAGGGGGAGUCGCUGUACUGAAACGAGGAAACCGAUUUAUUUAUUAUCUGGUGACCAAGGAGAAAUACUGGAAUAAGCCGACCUAUGACAGCCUAGCUAGAAGCCUGCGAGCCAUGGCUGAGCACUGUGUUAGGAACAACGUUCAGAGUGUGUCCAUGCCGCGGAUUGGCUGCGGCCUUGAUGGCCUAAGAUGGGACAGAGUCGCGGCAGUAAUCAGGGACACGCUCGGAAGGACCGAUAUCACAGUGACAGUUUAUACACUAUGAUUGCCAAAGUUUAAUUGAAAAGACCCCUGAAGUUAAAGGAAACUUGAUGAGUUAAAGUUUUAUGUUUGUUUUUUGAAGAUGGCAUUUUUUCUUGCUUUUUUUGACAAGAAAAAGUGCAAUGUACUACUCAUAUGCUUGUAUAAUUGUUCUUUUGUUUUCAUGGAAAACCGUGUUAUAUAUUCAUAAGUUGACACUUUAUAAAUAGUUAAGCAAACUUUUAAGUUGUACGAAAGUAAAAAUACAAGAAGAUGGUUUAUAUAAACAUAAAUACUUGUAUCACUGAAAAGUAAUUGAUUACCAAUAGUUUACUGUUUAUUUUCUUGUUAACAAAGCCAAAGCUAUUUAAAUUUUUAUUUUUUUAAAUCAUAUUCAUGUUUGUUAAUAACACUUUGUUAAUGUGUUUAUAGCUCCAUGGUUUAAUCAUUUAAGCCAAAUCAAACGUCGCGUGUCAUUUGUAUUCCAUUUCUGCAAAAGUUAACUUACUUGUCAAUUAAAGAAAUGUUUACAACUCAUUCACAAGGCUUGCCUUCCAUUUCCAGAUAUUACUGAGAUUUCCACAUAAUAAAGAUGUUUUUCUAUCACAUUUGA